AUGCUGUGCUGGGGGAAUGCAAAGGAUGGACAGUUGGGACUUGGUAUAGAGAGGAACCCUGUAUUUGAGCCCAGGAACUGUCACGUGUUCAGCGGCAGGGGACUGAAAGAGGUAGCCUGUGGAGGGCAACACUCAAUGUUCCUGCUGCAUGAUGGUAGUGUGUACACAUGUGGUUCUAACAGCUGUGGGCAGCUGGGCCACGACAGACCAGGCACUUCCCCAGAGUUUGUAGGAGCUCUGGAUACUCAGACAAUAACAAUGGUGUCGUGUGGUCGGGCCCAUUCCAUGGCUGUGAAUGAGCAGGGUCAAGUGUUUGCGUGGGGAGCUGGUGAAGGGGGCCAGCUCGGCCUGGGGACUACAGAGACGGCUGUUCGAAUCCCAAGGUUGGUCAAGAGGCUGUGUGACCACCGGAUCUCUCAAGUAAUGUGUGGGAAUCAGCACUGCAUUGCACUUUCUAAAGACGGCCAGCUGUUCACAUGGGGCCAGAACACCAGCGGUCAGCUUGGUCUCGGGAGAGGGGAGCCCAGCAAGUUGUCCCCUCACCCCCUGAAGUCUCUGGCAGGUAUUCCUCUGGCACAGAUAACCGCCGGGGGAGACCACAGCUUUGCUCUCUCCCUGUCCGGGGCUGUAUUUGGUUGGGGCAAGAACAGAGCCGGACAACUGGGUCUCAAUGAUAAACAAGACCGUGCUGUCCCGUGCCACAUCAAAUUUUUGAGGUCUCAAAAAGUUGUUCACAUCAGCUGUGGAGAUGAGCACACAGCAGCCCUCACAAAGGACGGCGGCUUGUUUACAUUUGGUGAAGGCUCGUGGGGUCAGCUUGGUCAUGGCUCCACCAAUAAUGAACUUUUACCCAGACGAGUGCUGGAGCUCAUGGGAACUGAGGUGUCCCAGAUCACCUGUGGCAGGCACCACACGUUGGCGUUUGUGCCUUCCACUGGUGUAGUGUACGCGUUUGGUUGUAACAGCCACGGCCAGCUGGGCACAGGAAUACUGGGGGAUGCCAGGACCCCAUUUCCUGUCAAGUCCAGUUCUCUGACUGGGAAUUUCCAUAAAACAGAAUCAAGACAAUAUACAGUGACCAAAAUCAUCUGUGGAGGAGACCAUAGCUUCUUAUUGUACUCCAAUGAUCAGAACUGUGUCCCCCCAGAAGACUUCAGGGUGAUAAAUAUCAGUAGAUCACUCUCCCCAAUCAAUUAUGAAAGAUUAAAUUCAUGGAGGUUAAAGCUGAUGUACAGCACAGACUCAAGUGUCACAAAUGACAUCAUAAUUCAACUUUCCUCUACUGCUUGUUGGAACGGCAGCUUUUUGGACCAAAGUGAUGACACCCACUUCAAAACCAACCCAAAGAUCCCAGGCAUCGAUCUAAACUCUGUCAGGACGCUAUUUGAGACGCUCAACAAACCGGCCUUCUCUGGACUUCUGGAGCAGGCUACCAAGAGCUUUGAGAGUCUGUUGAUCCCUCAGCUGCCGCGCUCUCCUCCUGAUGUCGAGGCCAUGAGGAUCUACCUCAUCUUGUCCGAGUACCCGGCCCUGAUGGACUCCAAGAACUACAUCCGCCUCACUAUCCCCCUGGCAAUGGCCAUCCUCCGGCUAGACACCAACCCCAGCAAAGUAUUGGAUAACUGGUGGUGUUUUGUGGAUGGCAGUGUGUUCACCAGAAUGGUCGACAUGUACAAGAGCAUCGUUGUGUUCAUGCUGACAGGAGGCAAGACACUGCUCGUACCGGUGUUCUACGAAAAUUAUUUUGUUGCCACACUGAGGCUGCUGGAGAAACUUCACAAGGUAAACUUAAAGGCCCGCCAUGUAGAGUACAACCGCUUUUAUAUCCCUGACAUCACCAGCCUGGUGGACAUCCAGGAAGACUACCUCAAAUGGUUUCUGAGUAAAGCUGACAUUAAAGUGGGAUCAUCCUCCCCUUCACAGAGUGACUUUCCCGCAGUGAACCUAUGUGCCUACCCGUUCAUACUGAACGCUCAAGCCAAGACAACCAUGCUGCAAACAGACGCUGAACUGCAAAUGCAGAUGGCAGUAAGCGGUGCAAACCUACACAACGUCUUCAUGUUGCUCACACUGGAACCCCACCUUGCUAGGAACCCUUACUUGGUGCUCCAUGUGCGCAGGAACCAUUUAGUAAGUGACACACUACGUGAGCUCACCAUGUACUCCGAUGUGGACCUCAAGAAACCGCUCAAGGUGAUCUUUGAUGGAGAGGAGGCCGUGGAUGCAGGUGGAGUAACAAAAGAGUUCUUCCUGUUGCUGUUAAAGGAGCUGAUGGAUCCUGUGUAUGGGAUGUUCACACAUUACAAAGAGUCCAACCUGCUGUGGUUCUCAGACAAAUGUUUUGUUGAACAGAACUGGUUUCACCUGAUCGGGAUCAUCUGCGGUCUGGCCAUCUACAACUCCACGGUGGUGGACCUCCACUUCCCCUUGGUUCUCUACAAAAAGCUGCUCGAUGUGCCACCGACGCUGGAGGACUUCAAGGAGCUCUCCCCCACCGAGGCCAGGAGUCUACAACAGCUUCUAGACUAUGAAGGAGGUGAUGUGGAGGAGACGUUUCUUUUAAAUUUUGCUAUCACCAGGGAGAACUACGGGAUGACAGAAGUCAAAGAGCUCAUACCUGGAGGAGAGAGCAUCAGUGUGGACAAAAACAACAGGAAGGAGUUUGUCGAGGCCUACCUGCGCUACGUGUUCUCAGACUCUGUGAGCGAGCAGUACUCGGCGUUCUCAUCUGGCUUCCUGAAGGUGUGUGGGGGUGAGAUCCUGUCGCUGUUCCAGCCGUCUGAGCUGAUGGCCAUGGUGGUCGGCAACAAUAACUACAACUGGGAGGAGAUGGAGAAGAACGCUGUUUACAAAGGGGAAUACACAGCCACUCAUCCAACAGUCAGAUUGUUCUGGGAGGUUUUCCAUGAGUUUUCUCUGGAGAAGAAGAAGCAGUUCUUAUUGUUCCUGACCGGCAGUGAUCGUAUCCCCAUCCACGGCAUGGAGAGCCUGCGUAUUGUCAUCCAGUCCACCACAGCGGAGGAGCACUACUUGCCGGUGGCCCACACCUGCUACAACCUGCUGGACAUGCCCCGCUACCAGACCAAAGAGAUCCUGCGCUGCCGUCUCACUCGGGCUGUGGAGCAGUACGAGGGUUUCAGCUUGGUCUGAGGAGGUGGAGAACUGCAGCAGCUUUAAUGCACUUUAACAGCAAUACGACCCCCGUGUCAGUGUCAAAAGAGUGUAGUGGGACUCAGACUUGGGGACACAGGAAGAUCACUCUCUUUAUAUGCUCUCACAAGAUUGUUAAGCGUCUUGAAUCUGAAAGGUCUAUCUAUGUAAAUCAGAGUAUUAUGUUUUCAUUGCUUUCGGCCAUGUUUCUCAAUCUUUAAGGACCAUUUGAAAGAUACUUUAAAUGCUGAUGUAUGGAUAUUUAUUUGAAAUUAAUCACACUCCUGAAAUAUUAAUGACAUACUUAAAUUUACAUGAGAACCUGGGAUCAUAAAAAAUAUAAGACCAAAAAUCAAAGGCCAGAGGAGGUUGAGAAACUCAGGCUUUUUGGAUGUUUGCGUAGUUUUAUUUUCGUCUUUAAUUAUUUUAUUUUGUUUUGUACUUUAUAUUCAGCUCCUUAAAUUCUAUUUUUUACAUUUAAAUAAUUCUGUUAUUAUCUUGAGACAAUAUAUCUGCUUUUUGUUACUUUUACUUGGUUAAAUAGAGUGGUUAUUUUUUGACAAAAUAUAAAAAUGUGUAUAUAUGUAUGUAAAUAGCACUUUGAAUAUAAUCUUUACCCUUGACAUUGGGAGGAGUGUUUGUCCCGCUGAUCUUUUUAAAUCUGGACACCAGCAUGUCCUCUCUGCCUGAGGUUAAAGAAGGACAAUGUGGGAGUACUCAGCAGGCAGAGAGGUGAAACAUGGUGAAUAUUAUUUGCAAUCCCUCUUUCCUUUCGAGCUGUGGAUCACAGAGAAGCUGACUUUGUCUUGAACCUGCAUUCAACAGUGUUGCCUUCUACAGCAAAACCUACACGAGAAGCUGACUUUAAAAGUUGAUUUUUAGUGGUUGUUGUCUGUGUGCAUGUUCUUGAGUGGGAGCAAAAACCAGAUUGUCAUUUAAAGAGUUAGACAAUCUGGAAAAUACGCUUGUUAGCUUUCUGGGGGAGAGUUAGGUUUUAAUGUUUGACCGUUGAAUCUGAGGUGGCGACUAGCUGCUACUUAGUUUAGCUUAGCUUAGUUUAGCGUAGCCUAGCUUAUCUUAGCUUAGUUUACCUUAGCACAAAGACUAGAGAGGGGUUAAACAACUAGCCUGGCUCUGUCCAGCGGGAAUAAAACUCACGUACCAUCACCAUUUAAGUUUACUAAUUUACCCGUUAUAUCUUAUUUGUUUUAUACGUGCAAAAACUAGGGUGUAAAAACAACAACUCAUCGUUUUACGUGGCGUUAUGUACCCGCUCUCUCUUAGCUGAGAUCGGCGUUACACCGUAUUCUGUGACCCAUCAGGUAUGACUUCAUGAGGAAAUGAAUUUAAGCUAGCAAACGUUAAUUAAUUAUUGUUAUUGCAUGCCUUCUUUUGAUAGCUGUUACCAAACAUGGUGCCAUCGUAGUAUUUAGAUAGGGUUACGAAUUUAUAUAGCCUAAAAGCAUAUUCAGGUCAUAGGAUGUAACGGGUCGCGUAAUACAGCAUAACACUACAAACUUUUUCCACUGGUUGCUUAGCAACAGCGCCGCGCUAAGAAAUACUGUGGCACAAAACCCUGCGUAAAAUGGCGAUUUGGCGUUUUUAUACAUAUUUUUUUUCGUACAGACUUAACAAAUGAGUUAUAAAAUGUUGCUUUGUCAACUUAAGAUGCAUUUAAAAAAAAAAAAAAAGAUUUUGUAACUGCUCGAUAGCGCGAGACCAGCCGUUUCCCCGAUUUCCGGUCUUUUUUGCUAAACUAAGCUAAGCUAAGCUAACCGGCUGCUAGCUGUAGCUUCACAUGUAACGAUGCUAAGCUACUUGUCAACCAGAAAGCCAGUAAAUGUAUGUAUGUCCAAAAAUUGCAUUUACUACAAAAUAUUUACUCAUUAAAAUUAAUAAUUGUAAUUAGUUUGUUUCCAAGUUGCAGAUAAGUAAAUUAUGACUGUAAAAUGUGUCUUGGAGGAUGACACAGUAUUUAACAGUGUGGGCAGAUAACUUAUUUAAUUCGCUAGUCAGUUUGUUGCACAUCUUGCCCUGAUACUGUAUUUAUUCCUACAGUCAAACCUCUUUAAUCCAAAUGUUUAAUUAGAUCGUGCAUUGGCGUGAAGUGUGUGACAUGGUCUUGCAUAUAUACGUAUAUAUUUUUUAUAUAUUUCAUACAUGACAGUGGUGUCAAAGUGACUUGAGACAGUAAAUGACUUGAUGUGUCCCACCAGGUCACACUGACACAUCUGUUUAGCAAUAACAACCUGAAACAGCCCAGUAAUGUAGUGAUAACUCUGGGCUUUUCUUCUAAAGGUCUUAAACAGUGGACUCUUCUGAGAUGUUUUCUUGGGACAGUUCAUCUUCUUGCUUAGCGCUAUACUGCAUGUACACACAUGUUCUUACAUGUUCAGUCAGUAUUUGUCUAAUUAAAGCUAAUUUCUCCUGCAGAGUUUAGUCCUAUGCAAAGGUUUGUGCAGCCCUUGACUUUUUUGCACCUUUUAUUGUGCUACAAGAAAAUGUGAUUUUGCAUAUUUGUCUGAAAUCUACACAAAACUCUGUGUUCCAGCCAACUUUUUAAAUAAAACAAUACAGUGUUUG
Messenger RNA from Epinephelus lanceolatus (giant grouper), 5733 nucleotides. The record is from RefSeq and is a predicted model, not a curated record. Lineage: Eukaryota; Metazoa; Chordata; Actinopteri; Perciformes; Serranidae.